AUGCCUGCACAACAGGUCGAGUCCGGCGGCGGUUAUGCGGGCGCCGCUUCGGAACGCACGCCGCUCUUAGGAUCCGGAUCCGCCUAUGGAUCUUCCGAGGCUCGCGGGAAUGGGAAAGGUACUACUGGGAACGGAAACGGGUUGACGGGGGCGGCGGCGGCGGCGGCGGCCAUUCUCGAGCGUCAUCGGCGCAGCGAGAGCGAGGCUGAGAACCAGAGGCUGCUGGCGGGCGACGACGGCGACGAGAGUAAUGGCGAGGAGGAGACGACGGUGCUGGCCGAGGAAGUGUCCUUCUCCAAGCUGUGCCUCAUCUUUUCCACGGUCUACUUCGGGGUCUUCUUGGGCGCAAUUGACUCUUCUAUUAUCGCCACGCUGUCGGCGCCCAUCUCGAGCGAGUUUCAGUCCCUCAGCCUGCUCUCCUGGCUCGCCACCGCCUACCUCAUCUCGAAUGCGGCUUGUCAGCCAAUCUCCGGCCGCAUGACCGACAUCUUCGGGCGCGGGCCCGGCCUCGUCUUCAGCAACGUCUUCUUCGCCGCCGGCAACCUCAUCUGCGGCCUGGCCCAGAGCUCCAGCGUCAUGAUCCUCGGCCGCGUCGUCGCGGGCAUCGGCGGCGGCGGCCUGAUGAGCAUCUCGACCUUUCUGGGCUCCGACUUGAUCCCCCUGCGCAGCCGAGGCGUGGUCCAGGGCCUCGGCAACAUCUGCUAUGGCUCAGGUGCCAUGCUGGGCGGGGUUUUUGGAGGAUUCGUGAACGACCACACGAAGCUGGGCUGGAGGCUCGCCUUUCUUGUCCAGGUCCCUCCGGCCAUCGUCUCUGCCGUCGCCGUGGCCAUUCUCGUCAGGGUGCCGCCGAAGCAGUCAGACAAGACCUAUCUUGCACGCAUCGACUUUGGCGGCGUCUUCCUUACGGUGUCCUUCCUGGUCCUCCUACUCGUGGGAGUCAAUUCCGGAGGAAACAUUGUCCCUUGGACCCAUCCCCUGCCUCUCGCCACGAUCCCGCUCUCCCUUGUUGCGUUUGCCGGCUUCCUCUGGUGGGAGAGCAGAGCGACGCAGCCCAUCAUUCCAGUCCGGCUCCUUCUGGACCGCACUCUGCUGUCCGCCUGCAUGUGCAACUUUCUGUCGACCAUGGUCGUCAUGGCGGGCAUCUUCUACGUCCCGCUGUAUCUUCAGGUGCGCGGGGACUCGCCAACAGUUUCGGGGCUCAAGCUUUUGCCUUCUCCCCUCGGUGUCUCCAUCUGCUCUGUCGGGGCUGGGUAUAUUAUGAAGAAGACUGGCCGAUACGUCGGGCUAGGCAUCGGCAGCUUGCUGGUACUCAUUUCUGGAAUCGUCAUCUUCACUACGCAAACUGAGAGCACCCCCGCAUGGGUGACCAUGUUGGCCUUUUUCCUGGUGGGUGGAGGUUACGGUGCCAUGUUGACGACGACGCUGUUGGCAUGUAUUGCAGCAGUCGACCACUCCCAGCAGGCCGUCAUCACCUCAGCGACCUACCUUGCUCGUAGCCUGGGUGGCACGAUUGGCGUAACAGUCAGCUCAGCCGUGUACCAGAACCUGCUCAACGACCGCUUGUGGAAGCGCUUCGGCGACGAGCCACAUGCAGCCGAGAUCAUCCAAAAGAUCCGCGACGACCUCAACUUUCUGAAGCACCUGCCGUCGGGAUGGCAUGACGGGGUGCUGAGCUCGUUCAUGGAGGCCUUUAGGGGCGUUUGGUUUACCUUGCUCGCGCUGGCAGUUGGGGCUCUCAUCUGUGUCUCGCUGAUGAGGCAGCACACGCUCCAUGAAACUCUUGAUAGACGAUCAAGAUGA
Molecule: messenger RNA, 1800 nt
Organism: Trichoderma citrinoviride
Lineage: Eukaryota; Fungi; Ascomycota; Sordariomycetes; Hypocreales; Hypocreaceae
Product: MFS general substrate transporter
Exons: 2
Coding region: 1-1800 (599 amino acids)
Biological process (GO): transmembrane transport; basic amino acid transport
Cellular component (GO): fungal-type vacuole membrane
Molecular function (GO): basic amino acid transmembrane transporter activity
Source: RefSeq, a predicted model, not a curated record